Molecule: messenger RNA, 3816 nt
Organism: Micromonas commoda
Lineage: Eukaryota; Viridiplantae; Chlorophyta; Mamiellophyceae; Mamiellales; Mamiellaceae
Exons: 2
Coding region: 1-3816 (1271 amino acids)
Biological process (GO): transcription initiation at RNA polymerase III promoter
Cellular component (GO): transcription factor TFIIIC complex
Molecular function (GO): histone acetyltransferase activity; protein binding
Source: RefSeq, a predicted model, not a curated record
AUGCCCUGGGAGCGCGUACUUCGCGAGACUCCUUCGCCGUACCCCGGCGCGGUGGCGUGGUCGCACGAGAACCUCAUCGCGGUCGGCCAGGAGAGGAGCGUGUGCAUCCUGAACCCCGCCGACAUCGACGGACCCGCGGGAUGCGUCUCGCUCGUCGACGACGCUCGCGCCAAGCCGGCCAACGCAAACGACGAGGACGCCGACGACCACGGCGACGACGGCGACGGAGGCGUCCCCUUCCCCGAGCUGACCCGCCCGCGCAGGUCCACCUCGCUCCUGUCCACGCGCGUCGUCAUCCACCCGAACCAUCGCCCCGAGGUCGUCGCGCGCGACCUCGCGUGGUCCCCGCUCGGCCUCGCGCCGCCAGCUGUGUCGCCGUCCGGCAUCCUCGGCGACGGGUGCCUGCUCGCCAUCGCAUCCUCCGCGCACCGCGUCACCGUGCACGCCCCGCCGCGCGCCGAGUCCGACGCGGAGUGGGCCAAGGUGUGCGACGUCUCGGAGAUGUUCGCGUCCGUCGCCGAGGCGGAGGGGUGGCUGGACGACGGCGGCGACGCCUUCGACCGAUCGGCGUUUGAGACCAAUCGGCGUCCGAGGUUGCCAUCGCCGCAGUACGCGCGGCUCCUCCUCCGCGCGAGGGAGGCGCCGCUCGCGCUGCCGGCGGUCGCCAACGGCGGCGGAGGGCGGGGCGAGAAGCGUACGGCGCUGCCCGCGGCGGGCGUCGGCGAGGGCUCGAGCGGCGGCGGCGGCGGCGGCUGCUGGCCGACCGAGCCGGCGAAGUUCCCGGCGGAUUCUCUCCGCGUCGGCGCGGCGGUGGAGGUUCGGCGUCGGGCGUCGUCGGGUGCCGACUCGAGGGGUGCCGACUCGGGUGCCGCGGGUGGAUGGCGCCCGGGGACGGUUCAGUCGCUCGUGUCCGCGUUCAACUUCCGCGUGAGGGUUUGUUUCGACGAGCCCGUUCGCGGGGCUCCGCGAUGCGUCUGGCUCGUCUGCGAAAACGACGGCGAGUUCCCGGCGCUGCGCCUCGACGGCGAGGGAGCGAGCGCCGCGGGAUGCCACGAGUUCCCGUCGCAGUCCCUCGGGUUCGAGGGUGCGUCGGGCGUGUUUGAGCUGCGGCCCGCGCAGAGUGGGUGGAAGGAUGGGGUGGUGGGAGAAGCUGAGGUGGCGAUGACGCGACGCGGGGGUUGGGUUCCGGCAUUCGUCGACAAGGGCGGCGCGUGGAUCAAGCUUGGGGUGCGAGGGGAAGGCGAGCGCUCGAACGUGCCCCCGGGCACGAUCCGAUCGAGGCCGAGGAUGGCGUGGAUCGGCGAGGGGUGCGCGCACGGCGCGUGGAGAAAAGCCACAGACUCUGACUACUCCGGGUACAAGUUGUCGGACUUUACGUUCCCCGAGGAUGAAGAGGACGAUGAAGAGGAUGAGGAUGAGGAGGGGGAGGAGGAUAAGGAGGGGGAGGAGGACCCCGUGGCCCCGAAGCCCGAACCGACGGUCGCCAAGGUGACGAUCCCGAAGGAGACUGACGUCGUCGAGAAGGAGGAGCUGCCCGACGCGGCGCCCGUCGCCGUCGCCCACCGACCCGCCGCCUCCGCGACUGGAAAGACGAGAGGCAGGAAACCUGGGGAGCACUUCGCCGCGGCUUACGCGAACGAACUUCGCGCGAGUGCCAAGGCUGCCGCGGCGAAGACCGCGGCCGAGUGCGGCGCGAAUGAUGCCCCGGUCAAAGCCGUGGAGGCGGUGUUCACGGCGGCGAAGGUUGGCGACGACGUCUUUGCCGCCGUCAACGACGUCACCAAAGCGAACAAGUCGAGGCGUAACGCGGGUCUCAAGGACAUCGCGCUGCGAGUCUGCGACGCGUUUCUGGCUGCACGGGCGGGCGCGGGGAUCACGAGACUCUAUCCACAGGGGAAACACCUCGACAAGAAUGACGACAAGCCGCUUCUGGAGAAGGUUGAGAAGCUGGUUUGGGAGAAGGUCGCCCCGCGCGUGCAGAAGAACAAGGACAAGGUCAGGAAGGAGCUCAAGCCGCCCACGCAGAACGGGUACCAGUUGGAGAUCAGGGAGAAUAUCACCCAGGCUGACGACAACGACGAGGAGGAGGACGUGCCCAUCGCGAGGCGGGCGAGAGCCGCCAGGGCGAGACCCAUCCUCCCCGCCGACGAGGACGAGGACGAGGAGGACGACGAGGACGACCCGGAUGCCUCGAACGCCUCUUCCAGCGACGACGACGAGGAGGACGACGACGAGCCCAAGCCCAAGAGACAGCGCGGUCGCAGGGCUUCGAUCACCGCCGCCUCGAGCGCGGACCCCGCGAGCGCCGCCGCCGCCGCGAGGCGCGCCGCCGCCGCCGCCGCGCUCUCCGUCGCGUGGUCUCCGCGGCUCGAUCGCCGUCCCGACGAGCCCCCCGCGUCCGUGCUAGCCGUGGGGUGCAAAUCCGGCGCCGUCACCCUGUGGCUCGUUCGGCGGCCGGCGACGGCGGGCGACGGGGGCGCGGUGGACGUUGAGGCGAUGGGUCGCUUUCGCGCGUGCGACGGGUGCGCGACGUCGCUGGCGUGGACCGGGGACGUCCGGCUCGGUGAGUCACCGCCCGGUGAGUCACCGCAAAACGGUGAGUCACCGCAAAACGGUGAGUCAUCGCCCGGUGAGUCACCGGGGGGCGGGGGGUUCGCGCUCGUCGUCGGCGGCUCGGACGGAUCCGUUCGAACGUUCACCGUCUCGCGCAAAUCCCUCCUCGCCGCCGCGGGUGCCGAGGGGGGACGACGGGGAAGGCGAGCGACCCGCGCGGUUCCCCUAACUCCCGGCGCGGAGCUGUCUCCGGCGGAUGGGGAUCCCGUGACGCGCGUCGCCGUCGCCGACUCGGUUAAGAUCGAUUCGGACAAUCGCGCACACGCGCGACCGGUGAUCGCCGCGGGGAAGGCCUCGGGAACGGUCGCCGCGUGGCGCCUCGCCGCGCACGACUCCACGUCCGCGGAGGCGACGUGGAGCGCCAGGUGUCACGUCCAGCCGGUGUCCGGGCUGGCGUGGUGCGCUGCUCCCGAGAUUGAGAACUGCGCCGCGGUCCGGCUCGUCUCGAUGCACACCACCGGCGCCGCCGUCGCGUACACCGUGCCCACGGACCCGCGCGCGAGGCACGACGACUGGACGCUGACGGACGCCUGCGUGGAGGACUUGACGGUCGCGUCGAUUGACGGUUUGGAUUUGAACGGGAACACAGCUGGCGGCGGCGCGAAGCUUCCGGUUUCAUCGCACGCCGGCCUCGCGUCGUCCCCCGCGGGCGUUCUGGUCGCGACCGCCGCCGGAUUCGUCGCCAGCACGUACGCGAGCGGAGCGACGAUGAUACAGUCGCGCGCGAGGCGGGGACGCGUCGCGGUGGCGCCGCCCGCGGCGCUGGCGGCGGGUCGCGUCAAAUCGCAUUCGAUGACGGAAAUUUCCGGGGACGCCGCGUCGGGAAAACUCGACGACGGCGCUGCCGACGAGUCGCUCUCCGUCGCGUGCGCCGCGCGGCGCCUCCCGUUCCUCGCGUCCGACCGGGGCGUCUCGCUGUGGGACGUCAGGGCCGCGGCGAAGCACGCGGGCGCGGGCGGGGCGAGGGCGUUGGAGUCCGCCGCGGGCGAGAUGCAAUCAACCGGGGGCGCUCGAGCGUCGCAGCUCGCAAAGUCUCUUUUAUGCGGGGCACCGGAAAUGUUUGUAGGGUUCGAGCCGCUGUCGUGCGAAGGGUGCGGGCGAGGGUACCCCCGCGGGGAGGGCUGGCCGGGUUGCGGGGAUUGCGGCCUGCUGCUGCGCCCCGAGGACGUGACGCGCGCGGCGCUCUCGAGGGCGAUGAUCUGA